UGUCCGUCCUCAGCGGCCGGCAGCAAUUCAACAGCCAUGGCCGAGGUGGGCAAUAAAUUCCGCGACAUCCAGCGCUAUCUGUCUGAUGGCCGCUUCCCUCCUACAUUCUGCCCGGCCAAGAAGAAGAACCUGAAGCGCUAUGCGCAGAAGUUUCUGCUGGAAGGUGGCUGUUUAUACUAUGUGGGGCCAAAGAAGGACGAGAAGAGAGAAGUGGUGGUGGAUGGGGAGAGGCGACGGCAAAUCUUCCUGGAAUGUCACUUUUCUGACGUCGGCUGUCACUUGGGCCAAAAGAAAACCGUACACAGAAUCCAAAGCCGAUAUUAUUGGUUGGGAAUAGUAAAGGAUGUUGUAGAUUGGAUUAAAAUGUGUGAUACCUGCCAGCAUGCAGAACACUACAAGAACGUCUCGCGCAAAUUUCAACCGUUGAAAGUGACAAGACCGUGGGAAAUUCUUGGCCUUGAGUGCACUGGUCCUUUCCCAGAGACGGUCCGCGGCAAUACCUAUGUACUGAUAGUCACAGACUAUUUUACAAAGUGGGUUGAAGCAAUUCCAAUACAGAAAAGGGAUGCCUUGUCUGUAGCUGGGGGCUUGGCUGCGACCUUUUACAGGUUUGGGGCUUCAAAAGAGACAUUCUCCAAGGAAAGCAGAAUAUUUUGUGAUGAGGUGAACAAAAACUUGCGUGAAUGUUGGAAUAUUCACAACAAAGUGACUCCCGCUGAACACCUGCAGUACACAGGCCUCGAUGACAGAACCAGUGAGGUACUGAAGACAGCCAUUAGGAACACAGUGAACUCCAAGCUGAAGGACUGGGACAUCUGCUUAGACCCAAUCCUCUUUGAAUUUCGGACGUCAGUAAAUUCAAGUACCAAGUUCACACCUUUUUUCCUGCUGUACAACCGAGAAGCACGAUUAUCGUCCAAGGGAGAGUUUGAAAUUGCACAUGAGUACAAACUGCAAGAUAACUGUGCCAUCAAAGCGGAAAGUAUCGACACGUUCACAAGUUCCAUGGAUGAGCAACAAAAUACAGUUAAAGAAAUGGUGCUUGCCAACCUGGCUGCAGCUCAUAAGCGUGAGAAAAAGCAUGCCAAGAGGAAAGCCAGGAAGGAGAUCCAUUUUACCAUAGGAGGUGAAGCGUUUCCUGGAAACACCAAAAAACUGAAGAAAAGUCACUUUCUUUCUUCUCAAAUCGAAGCAACUUUGUCCUCUGAGCACACUGUGGGUGGUGGGAUGGUGUGA
Mobula hypostoma (lesser devil ray) is the source of this 1236-nucleotide messenger RNA. RefSeq lists its product as uncharacterized. Gene Ontology annotation, molecular function: nucleic acid binding. Gene Ontology annotation, biological process: DNA integration. The transcript is spliced from 8 exons. Bases 37 to 1236 code for a protein of 399 amino acids. The record is from RefSeq and is a predicted model, not a curated record. NCBI's taxonomy places the organism in Eukaryota, Metazoa, Chordata, Chondrichthyes, Myliobatiformes, Myliobatidae.